UUGGCCGGCAACAUCAGUUCCUCUCUACUUCGCCUGCCAUCUCUGAGCUACUUGGACAUGAGUCUCAAUGAUUUCCAAGGCAAUGAAAUUCCUGCCUUCCUCGGUCAGCUCAAUGAUCUGACGUACCUCAAUCUCUCCUUCUCCUCUUUUGGUGGAGAAAUUCCACCCCAGCUUGGAAACCUGUCGAAGUUACAAGUCCUGGACCUCUACGCGGAUUCCUAUGGUGGAACUGCGGCAGCAGAACUGAGAGCAGAUGAUCUGAAUUGGCUCACCCGACUCGCUUCCCUCAACCGCUUGAACAUGGGAUUCGUGAGAAUCAACACGAGCAAUGGUGGAGAUUGGCUUCAUGCUGUGAGUAUGCUGCCAUCUUUGGUGGAGCUGAAGCUCCAGUACUGCCAGCUUCAAGUCCUUCCGCAAUCACUGCCCCUUGGUACCAACUUCCCCUCGCUCUCGGUCCUUGAUUUGUCAGACAACUCUUUCAAUGCUCCAAUCCCCCAGUGGCUGUUCAACCUCACCGGUCUCAGGGAACUAUAUCUCAGAUGGAACUUCCUCCAUGGUCCUGUACCCAGUGAGUUUGCAAGGCUCAAAUCUCUUGAAAUACUUGAUUUGUCCAACAAUUUGGAUUUCGGAGGCCAGAUUCCUGGGCUCUUUGGAAGUCUGCGAAAGCUGAAGGUGUUAGACCUUUCAGCUAAUGAUAUGAAUGGUGGAAUCCAGGAGUUCAUCAGUGGAUUUGCAGGAAGUCCAAGUAGCAGCUUGAUAUUUUUGGAUUUGAGUUCCAACUCAUUGGAAGGCCAACUGCCUGACCUGUUAGGAGUUGUGCUUCAUAAUUUGCAGCAUCUCGACCUUUCUAGCAAUAGAUUCUGGGGUUCAAUCCCGAAUUCUGUUGGAGAAAAGAUGUCCUCUUUGAAGCACUUGGAUAUUUCUUACAACAACAUGAACGGGAGCAUCCCAGAUAGCUUUGGGCAGCUUUCAGCGCUGAUUGAUGUGAACCUGGUGGAGAAUUCUUGGGUAGGGGUUCUGAAAGAAACUCACAUGGUGAACCUCAGAAGCCUGGAGAAUUUCAAACUGACCACGGAUUCGAGCAAUCAUUCGUUGAUUUUCAAUGUCCCGGUGAAGUGGGUUCCUCCAUUCAAGCUUAAGUCCAUCCAACUUGAAAACUGCAUCGUCGGUCCUUCUUUUCCUGCAUGGCUUCAAGUCCAGAACCAACUUACUUCUGUGACCCUCAGAAAUGUUGGGAUUUCAGACACCAUACCAGGAGAGUGGUUCUCAAACUUACCUUCUGAGCUCACUUUUUUGGUCCUCUCAAGCAACCAAAUCACAGGGAAGUUGCCAAGUCAGCAACUGAAGUUUCCAAGGCUAAGCACCAUUGAUCUCAGCUCCAACAAGUUUGAAGGUCCUCUCCCAAUGUGGUCCACCAAUGCAAGCAUCCUUUACCUUCAAGACAACAAGUUCUCAGGUUCAAUACCCGAAAACUUCGGUAAACUAAUGCCAAGGCUUCAAAAGGUAUACCUUUCACAGAACCAACUUGUUGGUAAGAUCUCAUCCUCCAUGUGUGAUAUGCAGGAGCUUCAGAUUCUGUCUCUCAGGAACAACCGCGUUUCAGGAGAAAUCCCAGACUGUUGGUACCAUUCAUUCAUGUUUUGGGCCAUAGAUGUAUCAAACAACAGUCUUACUGGUAAAAUCCCAGCUUCAUUCGGUUCCUUGCGUUCUCUCAGCAUACUGUUGUUGAGCAGCAAUCGAUUUGAUGGAAAGAUUCCUGCUUCCUUGCAAAACUGCACUGGAUUAACCAGCAUGGAUCUUGGAAAGAACAGAUUCUCUGGGGUUCUACCUUCUUGGAUAGGGACAAAGUUCCAAUCCCUUUUUAUGCUGAAUCUGCAGCUCAACUCCUUCAGUGGGCCAAUAUUCCCACAGUUCUGCAGUCUCCCAAACCUUCAUAUCUUGGACCUCUCUGGUAACAAGUUCUCAGGGACUGUACCCAAGUGCCUUCCAAACCUGACAGCCAUGGUAGAAGGUAGAAGUGGGGAGGUCUUUGAACAGCUGUUGCUGGUGGCAAUGAAGGGAAGGAAAAUGGAGCUGGAUGCAAUUCUUGCAAACGGCAAUGGCAUUAACCUAUCUGGAAACAAUCUGACCGGCAAUAUUCCUGGUGAGAUCACGAAGCUUAGUGCCUUGCGAAUCCUGAACCUGUCGAGGAAUCAACUAAGCGGAGAAAUCACAAAUGGCAUUGGAGAUCUGCAGCACUUGGAAGCGCUUGAUGUGUCACACAACCAUUUAAUGGGUUCAAUACCACCAAGUUUGGCUACUAUAGCUUCGUUGCUUCACUUGAACUUAUCGUACAACAGUCUGCAAGGAAGAAUCCCCAUAGGGCUCCAGAGGUUCAACGACCCUUCUGUGUUCAUCGGCAAUCCCUCACUCUGCGGACGCCCUCUUCCCCCCUGUCCAAGAAACAAUGGUACCCUUAUUACUACAAUCAAAUAG
Molecule: messenger RNA, 2475 nt
Organism: Linum tenue
Lineage: Eukaryota; Viridiplantae; Streptophyta; Magnoliopsida; Malpighiales; Linaceae
Source: the annotation of a GenBank genome assembly